AUGUCAAGUGGGUCCGUCAGUAGCAGGAGCCUUUUCCAGAGACACCGAGGCAAAGUUCUCACUUCUGUUGGUAUUGUGGCGACCCUCUUCACCGCGGGGUCUGUCUGUAUGUACUUGGUGAAGAGAUGGCUAUACAAACAGCAGCUCAAGAUCACUGAACAGCAUUUUAUUCGAGAGCAAAUAAGGAGGCGGUUUACUCAAACGCAGGAAGACUCCCUGUAUGCGCUAUAUGAGUUGAUUCCGGUCUUUGCAAUGGUUCUGGCAAAGAAGCUGGACUUGGAAGAGCUGGUCAUAGCCUUGAGAGACAAGAAAUUGAGCAAAACUGGCAGCCAAAAGGCCAGAAUCGGUGACAACGAUGUUUUGUCAUCUGGCAUAAGCACUAGCGUUACAGAAGUCGAUACUUCGACGGCUAACGUAGCGAAUAAGUCGGAGGGCAAGACUCAGAAGACGAAGGCAGAGCUCUGGAAUGAGCUGAAGACCAAAAGCUUAAUCAAGAUGGUGACGAUCUCAUACACAAUUUCAGCGUUAUUGCUACUCACGAGACUGCAAUUGAACAUACUCACCAGAAGAGAAUAUUUGGAGACUGCAAUAAGGGUUGCUGUUGAGAAGGAAUCUAGUCUAUCUGAUGGUAAGUCUGUUGUCAGCUGGAUUUGGGGGCUCUGGAAGGGUGACGAUACGAAAUCGGCCGUAAGCGAGGCAAUUGAGGAUUCAAAGGCAAAGCCAACUCCAGUCUCGAAGAACUCCUACAUCAACGAACAGGCUUUCUUAUCACUUUCGUGGUGGCUGUUGAAUCGCGGUUGGCAAGAUUUUGAAGCUAUAGUGGAGGAAAACGUAGAGAAACAAUUCGGACAGUUAAAUCCCAGAGAUACGCUUUCGAUCACAGAGUUCAGCGAGAAGCUCACCGAGGUUUUCCGUGACACAAACAAGCAACUGUUCCCCGACGCAACGAAUGAACAAAACGGCACUGGCAGGUUGCAAACUAUCCUGCUGCCACGUCCUGAUCUGGAAGAUUUCGUGCUCAAGCAAACCCUAGAUCCGGAGGCUUUCAAUAUUCUUAACGAAGAUAAGACAGUUUUCGGUCAACUCAUUCUCGAAACAGCAAAAUGCUUGGAAAGCACCGUCUCAUCGAUAGUCCUGGAGACUUUAGUGAACGAAUCGUUCCAAUACAUUAUGGAGCAGGUCGAGACAAACGUUAGCAAGAAGAAGAACAAACAAAAGACGGCAAAGGAGUCAGAUUGCGUUGAAGAUUCCGACGCCAAAUAUCAAAUGGCGGUUUUCACCAUUAGCUGCAAAGACUGCUGUAAUGAGAUCCUGAAAAGCGGCGUUGUGUCUAUGGACAACGAAUUUUUGGCAAGGCUGGACUCUGUCGUGAUACUCGACGAUCUGAGCGCAAGCGUGUACAGCAACUUUGGGUUUCAAGACUAG
This is a messenger RNA of Torulaspora globosa, 1425 nucleotides long. It is a transcript of the gene PEX3, whose product is annotated as Pex3p. The transcript has a single exon. NCBI's taxonomy places the organism in Eukaryota, Fungi, Ascomycota, Saccharomycetes, Saccharomycetales, Saccharomycetaceae. Gene Ontology annotation, biological process: protein import into peroxisome membrane. Gene Ontology annotation, molecular function: protein-macromolecule adaptor activity. Gene Ontology annotation, cellular component: peroxisomal membrane. The record is from RefSeq and is a predicted model, not a curated record. Bases 1 to 1425 code for a protein of 474 amino acids.